Chaetomium fimeti is the source of this 1455-nucleotide messenger RNA. RefSeq names its product glycoside hydrolase superfamily. Gene Ontology annotation, biological process: sphingolipid metabolic process. The transcript is spliced from 2 exons. Gene Ontology annotation, molecular function: glucosylceramidase activity. The record is from RefSeq and is a predicted model, not a curated record. NCBI's taxonomy places the organism in Eukaryota, Fungi, Ascomycota, Sordariomycetes, Sordariales, Chaetomiaceae. Bases 1 to 1455 code for a protein of 484 amino acids.
AUGCGCCUCACCGCAACCCUCCUCACCGCGGCAGCAGCCAUCAGCGGCGCCGGCGCAACCCCCGACAGCACCAGCACACUCGGGGCGCGACAGGCCAACACCAUCACCGUCGACCUCGCCAGGACAUACCAGCGCAUGGAUGGCUUCGGCUUCAGCCUAGCGUUCCAGCGCGCCAACCUGAUCACCAACAUGUCAGACAAGGCCAAGCAGCGCGAGCUGCUGGACCUACUGUUCAACCGCACGACGGGCGCCGGGUUCAGCAUCCUCCGCAACGGCAUUGGGUCGACCCCCAACAGCAACUCCGACUUCAUGAACACCAUCGCUCCCACCAACCCCGGCGGGCCGAACGCCGAGCCCAAGUAUCAGUGGGACGGCAAGGACAGCGGCCAGUUGUGGGUGUCGCAGCAGGCGGUUGAGUUGUACGGGGUGAAGAGCAUCUACGCGAACGCCUGGAGCGCCCCGGGGUACAUGAAGACCAACGGGCGCGACACCAACGGCGGGACGCUAUGCGGGGUGCCCGGGGCGGGGUGCUCGUCGGGGGACUGGCGGCAGGCGUACGCCGACUACCUGGUGGCGUACGUCAAGUUCUACGCGGCGGCGGGGGUCAACGUGACGCGGCUGGGGUUCCUCAACGAGCCCGACUUCAGCGCCAGCUACGCGUCGAUGCAGUCCAACGGCAACCAGGCGGCCGACUUCAUCAAGGUGCUGCACCCGACGCUCGAGGCGGCCGGGCUGGGGGGGCAGGUGGGCAUCACCUGCUGCGACUCGAUGGGGUGGGGCAACCAGGCCCAGAUGGUGAACCAGAUCCGGGCGGCCGUGGCCGAGGGCAUGCUGGCGGCGGUCACGUCGCAUACGUAUACGGGCGGGGGCGGGGCGAUGAAUACGCGCGCGCCGGUGUGGAUGUCGGAGCAGUGCGACCUCAACGGCCAGUGGACGACGGCGUGGUACGCCAACGGCGGCGCGGGCGAAGGGCUGACGUGGGCUAACAACGUCUACAACGCCGUCGUUAACACCAACGUCUCCGGGUUCCUGUACUGGGAGGGCGUGCAGUGGCCGAACCCCAACACUAACGAGAAGUUGAUCCGUGUUGAUAACAGCACCAACACGUACGAGGCCUCGCGCCGGCUGUGGGCGUUUGCCAACUGGUCGCGCUACGUGCGCCCCGGCGCGGUGAGGAUCGGGUCGAGUGGUGGUGGGAAUGGGGUGCGCACGGCAGCUUUUCGGAAUGAGGAUGGCACGAUUGCCGUGGUGGCUAUUAGCUCGGGAGGGUCGGCGUCGAGUGUUAAUGUCAAGAUCUCUGGGGGUGCAAAGGCGGCUGCGGUACAGGCGUUUGUCUCGGAUAACACGAGGAACUGCGCGUCUACGCCGGCGACGUUGGCAGAUGACGGUACCAUCUCGGGGUCGGUGGCGGCGCGGUCAAUCACCACCUUCUUUAUUCUACCGGCGAGUACUUGA